Messenger RNA from Uloborus diversus, 2275 nucleotides. It is a transcript of the gene Nsun2, whose product is annotated as RNA cytosine-C(5)-methyltransferase NSUN2-like. The transcript is spliced from 21 exons. Gene Ontology annotation, cellular component: nucleus; cytoplasm. The coding region runs from base 64 to 2220 and encodes 718 amino acids. The record is from RefSeq and is a predicted model, not a curated record. Gene Ontology annotation, biological process: tRNA methylation. Lineage: Eukaryota; Metazoa; Arthropoda; Arachnida; Araneae; Uloboridae. Gene Ontology annotation, molecular function: tRNA binding; tRNA (cytidine-N5)-methyltransferase activity.
UUCUUUCAGUUUGUAGUUUCUUAUUUUAAAAAGGAUUUUUUCUUGAAAACUUCUAACUUUUCGAUGGGAAGAGGAAGAAAAAGACACUUUCGUCACAAGAAAAAAUCUGAUUUCAAUAAUUCAGAUAAUCAAUCUGGACGACCUUUACGAAAACCAUACAAAGAUAUCAUAAAAGAAAAUGAAAAUUUUGAAAAAUACUACAAAGUGCAAGAGAUAGUACCUGCCGAAGAAUGGGAUGAGUUUAUGAAAUCUUUAAGAGAAGUUCUUCCUGCCACUUUUAGAAUUACAGGAUACAGAGGGCAAGCAAAGGCCCUUUUAAAUAUUAUCAAAGGAAAAUAUUUCCAAGAUUUAAUGAAAAUUAAAGAUGAUAGUCUAUAUUCAUAUAAACCUUUCAGCCUACAGUGGUACCCAGGAGAUCUUGCUUGGCAGAUGAAACUGUCCCGUGUUACCAUUAGGUCUUCUGAAAGUCUUCGUCAGCUCCAUAAUUUCCUAGUUUCUGAAACUGAAACAGGAAAUAUUAGUCGACAAGAAACUGUUAGUAUGAUUCCGCCCCUAUUACUGAACAUAGAGCCUCAUCAUAAGGUGUUUGAUAUGUGUGCUGCACCGGGAUCUAAAACAGCACAAUUAAUAGAGUUUCUUCAUCGAGAUGAAGGAAUUAUUCCAGGUGGUCUGAUUGUUGCUAAUGAUCUGGACAAUAAAAGAUGCUACAUGCUUGUUCAUCAAGCUAAAAGGUUAAAUAGCCCUUGUUUAAUAAUUACCAAUAAUGAUGCUGCAAACUAUCCAAACAUUAAAGUCACUGUUAAUGACAAAAAGACUCACUUGAAGUUUGAUCGAAUUUUAUGUGAUGUACCAUGUAGUGGUGAUGGAACUAUUCGAAAAACUGCAGAAAUUUGGAAUAAAUGGAAUGCAGCUAAUGGUAACAAUUUACAUGGAUUGCAACUGCGCAUUUUAAGACGAGGUCUUGAGCUUCUUGCCCCAGAAGGACGCAUCGUAUAUUCUACUUGCUCUCUUAAUCCUGUUGAAAAUGAAGCUGUAAUAGCCACAAUGUUAUCAGAAGCUAAAGGAUCUGCUGAAUUAUUAGAUGUUAGGUCAUCUUUGCAGGGUUUGAAGACAUGUCCUGGACUUUCCACAUGGAAGGUCGCCAACAAAGAACUGGAAGUAUUUGAAAGAUUUGAAGAAGUUCCUGAAAAAAAUCUUACACACAUUAGGCCUCAUAUGUUUCCCCCAGAUCCUGAAGUGGUUAAAGAGAUGCAGUUGAAUCGAUGCAUUCGAAUUUUGCCUCAUCAUCAAGAUACUGGUGGAUUUUUCGUUGCUGUGAUCCAGAAGAAGGAUAAAUUGCCUUGGGAAAGAAGCAUAGAUGAAAUUGAAGAGUGUCUUAAUAGAAGUCCUAUACUGAAGAAGAGAAAAGUAAGAGGCUAUAAAGAAGAUCCAUUUGUGUUUCUAGAUGAUACGGAAGACAUGCUGCCUACAAUUAAAGACUUCUACAAUUUAGAAAAUUUUCCUACUACUCAGCUUUUAAGUAGAUGUAAAGAAGGUAAAAAAAGAAAUUUGUAUUUUACAUCUGAUAUUGUGAAGAAUAUAGUUGAACAAAACAUUGAUAACAUAAAAAUUAUCAACACUGGAAUAAGAGUACUAUGCAGAAGUGAAAAUAAAGAUGCUACAUGCACAUUUAGAUUAACCCAAGAAGGCAUUUCUACUAUGCUGCCUUUCAUGAGGGCCAGAAUAAUUGAUGUUUGUAAGGAGGAUAUCAUCACCUUGUUGUCCCAUGAGUAUCCUGCUCAUACACUUUUUACUAAAGAUAUGCAAGAAAAAUUGUCAUUAAUAGAAUCAGGAUGUAUUAUUCUACGUUUCACUGGAAAUAAAGGAGCUGAUGAUGAAUUCAGAAUUGAUCUGUGUAGCUGGAAAGGAAAUCAAACGAUAAGGUGCUAUGUACCUAAAGUUGGAAGGGCGCAUUAUCUCAGGAUAUGUGGAGUUGAUGUCACUGACUACGAGAUGCGAGAUAAAAAGAAAUUUAAGUUAAAGGAUGGUGAACCAGAAAAAAAUGAUUCUGAUAAAGAUAUUGAAAAUGAAAAUGAAGAACUUCCACAAAAUGAAGAUGAUACAGAAACAGAAACUCUAGAUCGUGAUCAAGAAUCUGAGAAUAAAAAACAAAAUGUAGAACAUAUGGAUAUUGGUGAAGAUAAUGUAAAUGAUAAAAAUUGUUUAAAAGAUACAAGUUGAUAAAUCUCUAUUUUUAUGAAGAAUGAAAUCAAAAUAAACUUGUUUUAUGUUUGUA